ACUAAUAAAAAUGUAGACUUUUCUUUUCUGGAGAAUCGUUAUACAAUCUGAGAGAUUCGAUUCCAUGUGAUUCGCGAGAGAAAGAGAGGUGAUGGAAGCGAACGGCGACGACGAUGAGCUACGAAAGAACACACCUUUACACCGGAGAAGAAUCUCGUUGAGUUCAAUUCAUCUUCUUCUGUUAAUCUCCUUGAGCACGACGACGAGGGUCUCUGCUUCGGUAGACGAAUCUGGAAGAAGAAGAGUGAUCGAAGCUAGAAGCGGACAAGACUUGGUUUGGGUGGUUCAGCUAUCAGAUCUCCAUUUCAGCGUUCACCAUCCCGAGAGAGCAAUUGAUUUCAGAAACAUACUUGGUCCUGCUCUCUCCCUCAUCAACCCUUCUCUCGUCCUAAUCACCGGCGAUCUCACAGAUGGGAAGAGUAAAGACUUGUUAACAAUGAAGCAAAACGAACAAGAGUGGUUAGAGUAUGAGAGCGUGAUGCAAGAUGUUAUCAAGACAAGUGGGUUGAAUAAAACCUUAUUCUAUGAUCUUAGAGGUAACCACGACAACUUUGGUGUCCCCUCUCUUGGUUCGUCCGUUGAUUUCUUCUCAAAGUAUAGCAUCAAUGGGAAGUUAGGAAGGAAAGAGAAUGUCAACACCGUCACUCUCGAGACUAGUGAACGUAAACAUCUCUUCGUUGGUGUUGACACCACAAUGAGUAUUGGACUACGCGGCCCAACGAACCUCUUCGGCCACCCAACCGAUGAGCUUUUAACCUCGCUCGACUCACAGUUAUCGCAAUGGGAUGACGACAAGCCGACAAAGCCUGUAACAAAGAUCUCAUUCGGACAUUUCCCUUUAUCCUUCUCAGCUCUAACACAUUCCAAAAAGAGCCUUAGGGACGUGUUCUUGAAGCACUCCGUCUCCGCUUACCUCUGUGGACAUCUGCACUCGAGGUUCGGCAAGAACCUCAAGAGACUCCACCGCUCCGGCGGCGUCAGUUUAUCGGAUAACGACUUGUUCCAGCUGAACAUGAGGCGGAGCGGCGGCGAUGAAAGUGCUACGAACUGUUCCUUCGGAGCCUCCCCGGAUGCAGAGUUCUGGGAGUGGGAGAUGGGAGACUGGAGAAAGAACAGGGCGAUGCGGAUCGUGGCUAUCGAUAGAGGUCAUGUCUCGUACCUCGAUCUCGACUUCAAGUCGUCAGAGUCUCGGAAGACCAUCGUGUUACCUACUUUUCCGUUAGAUUCACGUUUCAUGUCGACGUCGUUAGCACGCCACAGAUACGAGUGUCAGCAUAUGAUCUCUUCCUCCUACGACGCGAUCAGAGCCAUUGUGUUUUCUCAAUCUCUGGUUGUUGAUGUUGUCGCUAGAGUCUAUGACUCAUCCCCUGGAUUUAACAAUCUAGUCAUGGAAGCUCCUAUGAGAAAACAUGGUUCCACUUCUGGAGCAUCUUUUUAUUCGCUCCCGUGGAACUAUAGAGCCUUUGAGGAUUCUUUACCUGAUAGGUAUUGGCUUCAGAUAGAAGUGACUGACAUCAAAGGGAGAACGACUUUAUCAGAGCUGCGUCCGUUUUCAAUCAACGGUCUAAGCUCUAGAGUGUCGUGGACGUGGAACGAGUUUCGUGUAAUGGGCUGCCAAUGGGCCGCGUUGUACUUCCCCAUUCUAUGGUCUGUGAUAAGCUGUUUGCUUCUUGCUUUCUUUAUUCCGAAAUGCAUUAUCGUUGUUUUCAAGAAGCAGUACACUCUCAAGAAGUUCGUCGCCAAGAAAGGACUAUUCACGCUUGUGCUGUGGAUUCUCCAAGACCUUUGUAGACUCCCUGUGGUUUGGUUCGGUUACGUGGCGUAUUUGUUUUAUCUCGUAUUCUUCCCUUGGUUCUCCGGCGAAGUGUUUACUGACUCCGGGAAGAGAACGUACAUGACCAUUAUGGGAUGGGUGGUGACUAGCUCAGGCGGAGGAGAGAGGAAACAUGAGUACGUUGGAGAGCCUGAUGUGAUGGUUCUAGUGAUUCCGCAUCUGGUUUUUGUCGUCAUCCCAAGUUUGGUGAUUGUGUGUUGUUUGGUUGCUGAGAGAGAACUCUACAAAGAGCAUAUUAGAGCUGUAUCUGGUAAGAAGGAAGAUGACCAUAAUGACCGGGGAAGGAAGAAGAGAUGGCAGCGGCGGUCUGUGUUGUUCUCUAAGAGGAGAUUGGUUCGGAAGUCGCUCUUGCUGGCUUCAUUGGCUCUCUACUGGAAGCAUUUCAAGAAUUGCUGGAGUCUAGCUAGAGCUUAUGAGAUGAAUGUGACUCAUUUUCCAGAUGACGAUUGUUGAUAUGGAGAUUGAGAGCGCCGAUCAAGUCUCUCCUCUACCAUUUGCUAGAAGUUAUCAAGUGGAGGCGCUAGAGAAAGCAAUGAAGCGGAACACGAUUGUUUACUUGGAGACUGGCUCUGGCAAGACUCUUAUCGCCAUCAUGCUUCUCCGUAGCUACGCUUACCUUUUCCGCAAGCCUUCCCCUUGCUUCAGCGUCUUCUUGGUUCCUCAAGUUGUUCUCGUCACUCAACAAGCUGAAGCGCUGAAGAGGCACACGGAUCUGAAAGUGGGCAUGUAUUGGGGAUCCAUGGGGGUUGACUUUUGGGAUGCUCCUACUUGGAAACAAGAAGUCGAUACAUAUGAGGUUCUUGUGAUGACACCUGCUAUUUUGCUCAGUGCAUUAAGACAUAGUUUUCUGACGUUGAACAUGAUCAAGGUUCUUAUCUUUGAUGAAUGUCAUCAUGCUCGGGGUAAUCACGCUUAUGCUUGUAUCUUGAAGGAGUUCUAUCACAAGGAGUUAAAGUCUGCAACUUCUGUCGUUCCUCGAAUAUUUGGGAUGACUGCUUCCCCUGUGAAAACAAAGGGUGAAAACUUGGAUAGCUACUGGAAAAAGAUUCAUGAACUCGAAUCUCUAAUGAAUUCAAAGGUCUAUACAUGUGAAAGUGAGUCUGUGCUGGCUCGGUUUGUACCCUUUUCUACUCCGAGUUUCAAGUUGUA
Messenger RNA from Brassica oleracea var. oleracea, 2983 nucleotides. RefSeq names its product putative metallophosphoesterase At3g03305. The record is from RefSeq and is a predicted model, not a curated record. The coding region runs from base 92 to 2287 and encodes 731 amino acids. Gene Ontology annotation, molecular function: hydrolase activity. Lineage: Eukaryota; Viridiplantae; Streptophyta; Magnoliopsida; Brassicales; Brassicaceae. The transcript has 11 exons.